AUAGUAGUAAGAAGAGAAGAAGCCUAGAAAAAAAAAAUGAAGAAUAAAAUUAUUUCUUCAAAAUUAAUGCUGCUGCUUCUUCUUCUUCUUCCAUUAAUAAACUGCCAUGGAAGCUACCUUGAUUAUACAGACGCAUUAACCAAAUCCAUUCUUUUCUUCGAAGGCCAACGCUCCGGCUAUUUACCGCAGGACCAGAGAAUGAACUGGCGAGGACAUUCCGGUUUAAGCGAUGGAUGGACGGUGAACGUUGAUUUGACCGGUGGUUACUACGACGCCGGAGAUAAUGUGAAGUUUAAUUUUCCGAUGGCGUUUACGACGACGUUGCUUGCGUGGAGUGUAAUUGAAUUUGGGGAAAUUAUGCCGCCUGCGGAAUUACGGAAUGCUUUAGUCGCUAUCCGUUGGUCCACUGAUUAUCUUCUCAAAACUGUUUCUCAGCCCGAUCGCAUUUUCGUCCAGGUGGGUGAUCCUGUACUAGACCAUAACUGUUGGGAAAGGCCAGAAGAUAUGGACACUGCUAGGACAGUGUACACAGUGGAUGCCCCGAAUCCGGCAUCUGACGUGGCCGGAGAGACUGCAGCUGCCCUGGCAGCUGCAUCUAUAGCUUUCCGGCCCUCGGAUCCCGGAUACGCGGAGACACUUUUGAGAACAUCCACAAGGGUGUUUGAUUUUGCAGAUAAGAACCGUGGUGCUUACAGUGAUAAUCUCAAUAUUAGAGAUGGAGUUUGUCCAUAUUAUUGUGAUUUUGAUGGAUAUCAGGAUGAAUUGUUGUGGGGAGCAGCGUGGCUAAGAAGGGCAACGCAAGGAGACAAUUAUCUAAGUUACAUACAAGAAAAUCGGCAGACACUUGGUGCGGAUGAUAAUAUUGAUGAAUUUGGAUGGGAAAAUAAGCACGCAGGCCUAAAUGUUCUUGUUUCUAAGGAAGUGUUGGAUGGGACCACGUACUCCCUUCAAUCUUAUAAAUCAUCAGCAGAUAGCUUCAUGUGUACAUUAAUCCCAGAAUCAUCAUCUUCCCAUAUACAAUACUCUCCUGGUGGCCUAAUUUACAAGCCUGGUGGAAGCAAUUUACAACAUGCCACAACAAUCACAUUCCUACUACUAGUCUACGCAAAUUACUUAGAAAAAUCAUCACAAAUAUUGAAUUGUGGCACUAUAAGUGUUAAUCCAUCUAUGCUUCGAAAAAUUGGUAAGAGACAAGUUGAUUACAUUUUAGGUGAAAAUCCUAAAGGUAUAUCAUACAUGGUUGGUUAUAGUAAUUACUAUCCUCAAAAAAUUCAUCAUCGUGGUUCGACUAUUCCAUCGAUCAACGAUCAUCCUCAGGUCAUCGGAUGCAAUGAGGGCUCGAUUUAUUUUAACUCAUCGCAGCCUAAUCCUAACGUUUUAGUUGGUGCAAUUGUUGGUGGUCCUGGAGAAGAUGAUGUUUAUGAUGAUAAUAGAGAUGAAUUUCGUAAAUCAGAGCCAACUACUUAUAUUAAUGCACCAUUUGUUGGUGCACUUGCUUAUUUUGCAGCUAAUCCUAACGUUUAAUUAGAUGAUCAUCAGAGCUAAUUAAAAUUCUGGUGAUGAAUUGUAUAUAUAAUUAAAUAGUCUCUCAUCUUGCACAUGCAAAGAAGGAAGAGGCUUUUUUUUUUUUGUUAAUUUGGAUUUUAAAUGAUGUGAUAAUGUAUUGUCACAAUAACUUAUUGUGACAUUUUAUAGAGAGUGAGUAUAUUAUUAUUAAGUUGUUCAAGUUUUUAACAUGUAAAAAUCUUGCAUGUUGCUUAUUUUGGAAAAAGAAUGUAAAGGAUCAUUCUUUAGCCAUGAAAUUAUGUUGUUAAUUUUGAUGAAUGUAAGGCUAUUUUGCAAUUCAAAUAGUUGGAUCCUCUCUCU
Molecule: messenger RNA, 1866 nt
Organism: Solanum verrucosum
Lineage: Eukaryota; Viridiplantae; Streptophyta; Magnoliopsida; Solanales; Solanaceae
Product: endoglucanase 24-like
Exons: 4
Coding region: 37-1524 (495 amino acids)
Biological process (GO): carbohydrate metabolic process
Molecular function (GO): hydrolase activity, hydrolyzing O-glycosyl compounds
Source: RefSeq, a predicted model, not a curated record